This is a messenger RNA of Periophthalmus magnuspinnatus, 2458 nucleotides long. RefSeq names its product interferon induced transmembrane protein 5 (gene ifitm5). The record is from RefSeq and is a predicted model, not a curated record. Gene Ontology annotation, cellular component: plasma membrane. Bases 37 to 834 code for a protein of 265 amino acids. Lineage: Eukaryota; Metazoa; Chordata; Actinopteri; Gobiiformes; Gobiidae. The transcript has 5 exons.
CCCACAAUAGUGAAUGUGAACCAGGAGAUCAGGCCCAUGGAGAUGCCCAGGGACCACCUUAUCUGGUCUCUUUUCAAUUUUCUGUACUGUAACCCCUUCUGCCUGGGACUGGCGGCCCUCAUCAGCUCUGUCAGGGCACGGGACAAGAAGGUGAUGAGGGAUAUUGAAGGAGCUCGUACUCAUGGGAAAACUGCUUGGAAUCUGAACAUCAUCUCCACUGGGCUCUUGUGUCUCAUAACUGUGAUUACUAUUAUAACCUCCAAGGUCUUUGGCAUGUUCCUGAAACUCACAGCACUGGUACUUCCUCUCCUACCUGCAUCAGAGACAGAAGCUACGACCACCACUGCUACUACUACUACUGCUACUACUACUACUACUACUACCACUAUUACAAAGCUAUCACAAAACAACAGAAUGAACAUCGCGUCUGACAGUGUCCCAUUACAGGAUAACAUGUAUUACAGCGACGGGGAACAUGCUGUAAUGGUUCAACAGCACACAAGAGUGAACGUGGCCCGGGAGAUGCCCAAAGACCACAUCAUCUGGUCUCUUUGCUGUUUCCUCUACUUUAACCCCUGCUGCCUGGGACUGGCUGCACUCAUCUGCUCUGUCAAGGCACGGGACAGGAAGUUGUUGGGGGACAUUGAAGCUGCGCGGAAACAUGGAUCGACCGCUCAGACUCUGAACAUCAUUUCCACUGUGUUUUUCUGUAUCUUCAUCCUCAUCAUGGUUAUAGUCGUAGCAGUUUUGUUCACUCAGUUUGUUAAGAUUAUGAACAUGAUAAAUGAUGGAAGGAACUAUGAUGGUUAUGACAGAGGAGGCUACAGUGGCUGAACACAAAACAUUUGAAAUAAUCGCGGGGUCUGCAGUCGACUGGAGAAAAAGCUUAUUAUGGAUGUCUAUGUAUCUGACUAAGCUACAAUUCAUGCAAAAAAAUGUGCUGGAAACAAUAUAAUUAUAUAAAGACAGAUUCAAUUCAAUUUAAUCUGCCUUUUUACAUAUAAAUACCAAAAAAUAACAAAUGUUCAGCUAACCCUCUAACUCACUUUUCUGCUGUUGUCCCAUAUAAAUUGUAAGACUAAGACUCCAUCAACCGAUUAAUCGACUAAAGGACUAAAGGCCUAUUUUUUGUUUUAUGUAUAUAUAAAUGGCUACAAUAAGUGAAUGGGUCUAGUCACUAAGAAAUGAUCAGAUUCAACAUUUGUGCAUUUACUUCUUUAGAUAUUUCAUGAGAAAGUACAAUGUAAACAACAGAAAAGCCUUCCUCUUGACCCUCGUCUGGAAGUAUGACACCAUCACAUUCUGCAAUCUGAAAAACGCCAACAAGGAUUUCACCAGCUCCCUCCCUAUUAUGAUACAGUAUGAUAUUUUGAGUGCAAAUUACUAUGGCAACAGUCUUAGCAUUUCAUCAUUCUGAUCAGUUAAAAAUGGACUUUUGGAGUAAUAAGUUCACACAGAUUUGGAAACCUAUUAAAGCAUGAAACGUUAAGACCCUGAUAAAGACUUAAUUCACUUACUUUAUUUUUCUGGUCAUUUUUAUUGAUACAUUUGUUUUUCACAAAGCUGAAUGUCAUCGUGAAAGAGCUCAAAAGUAGCCUCAGGUCUCAAACUAUAAGAAAAUGUAGUGGAGUCAAAAGUCCAGAUAUCUGCUGUCAAAUGUAAAGUAAAAGCAAAAAGUACAGAUAACUAAAAAUGGCAUUUAAAGCCCAUGCAUGUACAUUUUUGCUAAAAUUAGACAAAAAUAAAAGCUUUUUUCAUUUUGGAUUGUUUUAUAGCACUGAAAAACAGAGAAAAACAUGUAUCCUUGUGAGUGGGCUUGUAUCUCCACAAACCUGACUCUUACUUGGCCUGAAGGAGGGCCUCUUUCUGCUUGUUUCCAUGGAAAUGUUCUUCCUUUGGCUAUAAUCAUCCAUAGUAUUGGAUAAAAUGUAUCCAUCUUCAUAGUGAAUGUUCUGAAGCAGUGUUUUAACUUUCUAUUUCCACAGAAUCAUACAGUUGACCUUCCAUUCCCAGUUACAUACUAUCAUUUAAAGUAAAGUACUCACAGCUGAAAAUAUAGUAACCUACUUUUACUUUUGUACUGGUUUAAACUAACGUAGGCUAGGCUUUUUAACAUGCUCUUUAACAUGCUCAAAAGGUGUCAAUAUUUCACACUGGUUUUGAGAAAGAUUUUUAAAAGUGAGUGUAUCCAAAGUUGUGUUUAAUAAAAGAUUUGUGUUGAUGUUAUGGAAACAGAAACAGAAAGACUGCAUUUCUCCUGAACCACAAGUCCAACAAAGGUAGUGAAGACGUGCUGUAACCUGUUGCAGCCUGGGAACUGCCAAAUCAGCCUGGGAACUGCCAUGGUAACACGCCCACUGACAAACUUAAAGCAAAGAUAACCAUCUCUGGCAAAUAUUUGCACACUUUUUAAACAGACAACUUUAGAAAAAGCCAAAAGAAAACCGGUUUGGAGCCC